This is a messenger RNA of Onychostoma macrolepis, 2713 nucleotides long. Its product is annotated as endoplasmic reticulum metallopeptidase 1-like. Lineage: Eukaryota; Metazoa; Chordata; Actinopteri; Cypriniformes; Cyprinidae. The transcript has 15 exons. Gene Ontology annotation, biological process: proteolysis. Gene Ontology annotation, molecular function: metalloexopeptidase activity. The record is from RefSeq and is a predicted model, not a curated record. The coding region runs from base 1 to 2691 and encodes 896 amino acids.
AUGUGCGAAUAUAAAACCAACUUUACCCAAGUAGUUCUGAGCCUCUUUCUUUUCGUUCGGAGCGCAAUGAGCGACCCAGAGUUUAUUCAGCUCAGCGAGAGAGACUCUCAGCAGGACCAGCAGCAGCAGCGGGACAGUGAUGAAGAGGAAGCCGCGCUGAACGCGCCCCAGAGCCGCGAACACAAGCGGCUGAUGCGCGAGAGUUCAGCGGUGAUUCUGCUGCUCGGGUUCGGGUUUCUGCUGUGGAUUCUGGUUCUGAUCUCAGUCCAGCAGCUCAUCAUCAGCAGCAGCCCGGGACACUUCAACUCCGUCCGCGCCAGGAAGCAUCUGGAGCGGAUCACCAGCGUCGGGCCGCGGACCGUCGGGAGCCCAGAGAACGAGAUCACCACAGUCAACUACCUGCUGGAUCAGAUCGAGCAGAUCCGGUCCGAGAGUGAAGCCGGACCUCACUCCAUCAUAGUGGACGUCCAGCGGCCCAGCGGCUGCUUCAGCAUCAGCUGCUACGACCGCCUGACCAACAUCGCCGUCAAACUCCAGCCAAAGACCAGCGCUCAGCACUUCAUGCUCGCUAACUGCCACUUUGACUCGGUGGCCAACAGCCCAGGAGCCAGCGAUGACGCCGUAGGUUGUUCAGUGAUGCUGGAGGUUUUACAUUCUUUAGCGAAUCUCUCCACGCCUCUCAAACACGGCGUCAUCUUCCUGUUCAACGGGGCCGAGGAGACCUACCUGCAGGCCAGUCACGGCUUCAUUACCCAGCAUCCCUGGGCUCGGCAGGUGCGAGCGUUUGUGAAUCUGGAGGCGGCAGGAGUGGGGGGGAAAGAGCUGGUGUUUCAGACAGGUCCGAGGAACCCGUGGCUGGUCCAGGCUUACGCCCGAGCCGCCGUUCACCCGUUCGCCACAGUGGUUGGUCAGGAGAUUUUCCAGAGCGGACUCAUUCCUUCAGGCACAGACUUCUACAUCUUCAGUCACUUUGGGAAUAUUCCUGGAAUUGAUCUGGCGUUCAUAGAGAACGGUUUCCUCUAUCACACGAAAUAUGACACUCCAGACCGAAUCCACACCGACUCCAUCCAGAGAGCAGGCGACAACAUCCUGUCUGUCCUCCAGCACCUGGUGAUGUCAGAUGAACUGGCGGAUUCCUCUGAGUAUCGCCAUGGAAACAUGGUGUUCUUCGACCUGCUGGGAUUGAUGAUGCUGGCGUAUCCCGCUCACGUCGGCACCGUCAUCAACUACAUAACGGCCGUCGCCACGGUGAUCUACCUGGGCGGGAAAUGCUUGUUAACCAGCAGUGUGGGGUGUGUUUUGGCGCGUCACAUAAUCUGUGCAGCUGGCCGGUACAUGCGUAAUCUGGUGUGUGCGGUGUUUGUGCUGAUCUUGAGCUGGUUCUUCUCUCUGCUGAUGGUUCUGCUCGUGGCUUGGCUCGUCACGCUGAUGGGCCGCUCCAUGUUCUGGUACAGUAACUUAUACGCCGCCGUCUAUCUGUACGGACCUGCCGCCGUCUGCGUUCUCCUGCUGAUCCACACGCUAGUGAAGAACCGCUGCUACAGGAGCAUGAGUCGUGUGGAUCUGGCCGAGCUCUUCUUUGACGGCAGUCUGCUGUUGUGGUGUUUUGUGCUGCUCUUCUUCACUCACCGCGGCUGGUGUUCAGCAUAUGUGCCCAUGAUGAUGGUCCUGUUCCCGCUCAUCAGCAAACUGCUGCUCACAAAGCUCUUCAGAGCCAGAGGAGCGUCUCUGCUGUACUCCGUCCUGUACCUGACGGGUCUUGCUGUGCCAUAUGUCUACAUCCUGUUCCUCAUCCAUUUGGUUUUUGAGGUCUUUACACCUAUUAUGGGCCGCAGCAAAGAGGAAAUCCCACCAGACAUCAUCCUGGCGUCACUAGUUACCGUGGCGACCGUAAUUCUGUCUUCCUAUUUUAUUCAUUUCAUCUAUCUGUCCCACAGUACGAAGCGGGUCUUAGCUGUUCUGGGGUCAGUGUUCACGCUGAUGUUUGUUCUGGUCAGCUGUGGUCUGUUCUUCCCGUAUUCUGCCGACCCGUCCAGCCCACGACCCAAGCGCGUCUUUAUCCAGCACAUCACUCGCAGCUUCCACACACUGAACGGCUCGCUGCAGAGCUCCGACUCAGGCUUAUGUAUCAACGAUAUGGAUUACACCGGCAUGCAGCACAUCACACCACACAUCCCACAGAUCAACGACAGCAUCGGCACACACUGUCAGGACUGGCUGCCCUACUACGGCUUCACAAGGAAGAGCUGGUAUCUUCCGGCUCCUGAAGUCUCUCCUAAAGCUGCGCUGGAGUUCCAGCUCUUAUCCAGACAGGAGACUCAAUGGGGAACCGUUAAAAUGACCUUUGAGGUCAAAGGUCCGAGUCACAUGUCUCUGUCCCUGAGUCCUCGUGCCGAAGCGUCUCUGAGCGGCUGGUCGUUCGGCAGCGGGAUGCUGCGCCACAGCGGAGAGAGUUUCAUAUUUUACUCUCACGGUCUCGACGCUCCGGCCUGGACCUUCUGGAUUGAGAUCUCGCCGCUCAAGUCCUCAGACACGUCUCCUGACGAGGGCUUGAUCUCUCUGGCCAUCUCCGCUCAUUAUUUCUCUGGUUCAGACGGACGCUCAGAGCCGCUCGAGUCCUUCCUGAAGAGAUUCCCGGACUGGGUGUUCUCAUCCUCCUGGAUCAGCACAUACCACGUGUACAGAUACUGAGACACACACACACACACACACA